Bufo bufo (common toad) is the source of this 1485-nucleotide messenger RNA. RefSeq names its product NADH-cytochrome b5 reductase-like (gene CYB5R5). The transcript is spliced from 7 exons. Gene Ontology annotation, molecular function: oxidoreductase activity. NCBI's taxonomy places the organism in Eukaryota, Metazoa, Chordata, Amphibia, Anura, Bufonidae. The record is from RefSeq and is a predicted model, not a curated record. The coding region runs from base 87 to 1061 and encodes 324 amino acids.
CGGAGGCCGCUUCUCCGGGCACCGGGCAGACCGGCCGCUGACACGGAGCGGGUGAGCAUGGAGGCCGCCAUCUUGGCGCGCUAGGGAUGCCGGGUAGCGUCCUGUCUGAGGAGCGGGCUGUAUCCGGUGUUAUGAACAAGAGUAGAAAUGACUGGCUGUCGCUGAAACCGGCGGAACCAACGCCUGCUCAGUGCUGCGGGAGCGGCUGCACCCCCUGCAUAUAUGACCUCUAUCAGGCUGAGCUGGAAUUGUGGGAGAAAGCGAAGGAAAGAGACGACCCCGGCCUCCUACAAAAGAUCAAAGUCAAAAACCACGAUGAUGUGCUGCUGAGUUCGGAGACAUUCACCGAGUUCACGCUGUGCUCCGUGGAUCGUGAGACAGAGGACACCGGUCGCUACAGAUUUCAGCUCCCAUCUGGAGUGAGUUUAGGACUGAAGUUGGGACAGCACCUCGUAGUAAGGGGUCUUGUAAAUGGAGUGGAGAUUCAAAGAGCAUACACCCCCAUUAGUCCUGUGGAUGUGAAGGGUCAUUUUGAAGUUUUAGUAAAGGUUUAUGAACACGGCUUGAUGUCACAGUAUGUAAAAAGCUGGAGAGAAGGAGACUCUGUAGCAUGGAGGGGACCAUUUGGAGGUUUCUUAUACAAACCAAAUACACACGGGGAGCUGCUUAUGCUUUGUUCAGGAACAGGAAUAGCCCCAAUGCUGCCAAUCUUGACCCAUGUGACAGACAAUGAAGACGAUGAGACCUUCAUAACACUGGUGGUCUGUGCUCGAAAUUUCCAAAAUGUUUAUCUGAAGAACUUUCUGAAGGAGCAGUCAAGAUACUGGAACGUCAGGAUAUUCUAUGUCCUCAGCCAAGAACAAUCCUUAGAAAAUCUGCCCAUGAGUUAUAAGGAGAACUCAAAACUUGGACGAAUAGACUCGGUGUUCGUGGCAAAGGUGUUGGAGACAUGCCGGAGAAAACCAUACAUACUCCUAUGUGGUUCGGUAUUCUUCACAGAGGACAUGACUCUUAUACUGACACAGCUGGAGCAGGACAGCUCAUCGAUUUUCUCUUUUUAACAUAUUUCUUAUAGUUUUUGCACCUUUUAAAAUACUGUUAUAACUUUGUUUUAAUAAAGCAUUGAAAAUGGUGAAGUCUGCAGUGAACACAGAAGGAAAUGGCUUGAUGCGGAUGAAAGAUCUGCGCCACAGGUCAAUUUCCGCAGAGAUUGGUUUCCCCACAGCAUGUAGAUGAGCUUUGUUAAAAUGUCAAAAACUUUGCUGCUACUGUAAUUCAUUGCAGAUCUUCCACUGCAAAUCUGGAUGGACAUUCUGCAGCAUGCCCGAUUCAUGUGAAUAUACCCUAAAAGUUUAGUGUGCUACAAUGUCUAUAUAGGGGCUCCAUUUCUUUUGUUUUUUUGAAGGCAAAAAUGAUGUAGAAAUAUGGCAGCUAGACGGUCUCGUUCAUGCUUUCCUCCACUGUAAUGCCAGGUUUUCAGGAGUG